AUGCUAGGUGUAAACAUUCGAGGUGGAACCAUUCUACGUGUCGCCCCUUCUUUCCACUCUGCUCCAAUUUCUUCGUUUCUUUGCUUCUUUUCUCUCUUUAUCUAAUCCAUUUUCUUCUCUUUUUCAUUCCUUUUGUGAGUUUUGGCUUCAAAAGCUUGAAUAUUUUAUCACAAUGUGUGGCAUACUUGCUGUGCUUGGUUGUUCUGAUGACUCUCAAGCCAAAAGGGUUCGCGUCCUUGAGCUUUCUCGCAGAUUGAAGCACCGUGGCCCUGACUGGAGUGGGCUCCACCAACAUGGUGAUAACUUUUUGGCUCAUCAACGUUUAGCAAUAGUUGAUCCAGCUUCUGGUGAUCAACCUCUCUUCAAUGAAGAUCAAUCUAUCAUUGUCACGGUGAAUGGAGAGAUAUUCAAUCAUGAAGAACUCAGGAAACAAUUGCCAAAUCACAAGUUCAGAACAGGAUGUGACUGUGAUGUCAUUGCACACCUGUAUGAGGAGCAUGGAGAAAACUUUGUGGACAUGCUGGAUGGUAUAUUUUCAUUUGUUCUGCUGGACACCCGCGACAACAGUUUUUUAGUUGCAAGGGAUGCUAUAGGGGUCACUUCCUUAUACAUUGGUUAUGGACUAGAUGGGUCCGUUUGGAUUGCAUCAGAAUUGAAAGGGCUGAAUGAUGAUUGUGAACAUUUUGAGUUAUUUCCACCCGGUCACUUGUACUCUAGCAAGGAAAAAGAGUUCCGUAGAUGGUACAACCCUCCAUGGUUCUCUGAGGCUAUUCCAUCAGCCCCUUAUGAUCCACUAGCUUUGAGGCAGGCCUUUGAAAAGGCUAUCAUAAAAAGGUUGAUGACUGAUGUGCCUUUUGGAGUUCUAUUGUCUGGAGGUUUGGACUCUUCAUUGGUUGCAUCCGUCACUGCCCGCUACCUGGCAGACACAAAGGCUGCCAAGCAAUGGGGAUCAAAAUUACACUCAUUCUGUGUGGGCCUGGAGGGAGCACCAGAUCUGAAGGCUGCAAGAGAAGUAGCUGACUAUAUAGGAACUGUCCAUCACGAGUUUCAAUAUACUAUUCAGGAUGGGAUUGAUGCCAUUGAGGAUGUCAUCUAUCAUGUUGAAACUUAUGAUGUCACAACCAUCCGUGCUGGCACUCCAAUGUUUCUGAUGUCCCGAAAGAUCAAAUCAUUGGGAGUCAAAAUGGUACUCUCUGGAGAAGGAUCUGAUGAGAUCUUUGCGGGGUAUCUGUACUUCCACAAGGCACCCAACAAAGAAGAGCUCCACCAAGAAACAUGCAGCAAGAUCAAAGCACUCCACAAAUAUGAUUGUUUGCGUGCCAACAAAUCUACAUAUGCUUGGGGUUUGGAAGCGCGAGUGCCGUUUUUAGAUAAGAAGUUUAUCGAUGUUGCUAUGGGCAUUGAUCCUGAAAAUAAAAUGAUAAAACGAGACGAAGGACGAAUUGAGAAAUGGGUACUGAGGAAGGCCUUUGAUGAUGAAGAGAAUCCUUAUCUUCCUAAGCACAUUCUGUAUAGGCAGAAAGAACAAUUCAGUGAUGGAGUUGGCUAUGGUUGGAUUGAUGGGCUGAAAGACCAUGCUGCAAAACAUGUGACUGAUAAAAUGAUGCUCAAUGCAUCUAACAUUUACCCCUUCAACACUCCCAAUACCAAAGAAGCCUAUUAUUACAGGAUGAUCUUUGAGAGGUUCUUUCCUCAGAACUCCGCCAGGCUCAGUGUUCCUGGAGGAGCCAGUAUUGCAUGUAGCACAGAGAAAGCUAUUGAGUGGGAUGCUGCAUGGUCCAACAACCUUGAUCCUUCUGGAAGAGCAGCACUUGGAGUGCAUGAUUCAGCUUAUGACGACCAGUUGAAUAAGUCAGUGAGCAAAGGUGUUGAACCAGAGAAAAUUAUACCCAAGAUGGAAGUUUCUCCUCUUGGAGUUGCCAUCUUGAGCUAGUAGUAUGAAAUUUUGCCUGCUGUUUAUUUUAUCCAGGCAAAUGCUAUAUAUGUAUAUUGAUAAGGCUUCUCUCAACCUAGUUGUCUAGAGCCAGUUUGGAUUUCUGUUAAUACGUGAUCCAAAUAGUGUUCACCUGAAAGCCAAAAAUAGUUAGAAUGUGUACUGAGCUCAGGAAUCUUGUACACAAACUAUGAGUGUUAUGUUGCUGUGAUAUCUACAUGUUGUAAUCAUCUUGAGUUGCUGUAAUUUGAAUAAUCAUAAUGCAUUUUCUAUGCAAUAAAAGUUGUGUACUUUUCUAAAAA
Lotus japonicus is the source of this 2235-nucleotide messenger RNA. RefSeq names its product asparagine synthetase [glutamine-hydrolyzing] 2. The transcript has 13 exons. Bases 173 to 1933 code for a protein of 586 amino acids. Lineage: Eukaryota; Viridiplantae; Streptophyta; Magnoliopsida; Fabales; Fabaceae. Gene Ontology annotation, cellular component: cytosol. Gene Ontology annotation, molecular function: asparagine synthase (glutamine-hydrolyzing) activity. The record is from RefSeq and is a predicted model, not a curated record.